UUAGAAGAAGCACUGCAAAUCAUAUAUGAAAGAAACAUUAAGUCAGGUUUAGAAUAAUUUACAUUACAUUUGUAAUAUGCGUAUCAAAGGAAACGACAUGCUGAGUGAAUUUUAAAUAAUCAUCAUGAAAGCUCUUGUACUCAUGCUCGUUACGGAAAAAAUUGAACCAUAAAUAUGUACCUAAACUGAUUUCUGAUACGCUAAAAUCGAACCACUUACUGAAAAGACUCAAUUAUCAACGGACAGAAAUCUUGGAGACGUGAUACUGGUACAUGUACUAAAUAGAAGUGAAAUUACAAUCUCUGUGAAGAAAUCAUUGAAGUUAUACAGGGCAACAAAUGACUUGAAAAAUAAUAUAAAAGAAAAUCACAACAACAAAAAUGUAUAUCAAAGAAAACAUUUUGUUAUAAUGAAUAUAAUUUAUAGGAGAGUUGAAAAUACUGACCAUACUGGUAGAGACAUGAUUGUGAUGACACGUUAAGAAAUGUUUUCUUUGCUUUAUUUUCUAUAUCUGAAAUUUCGCGGGAUUUAUGAUAAGAGGCUUGUUCAAAAAGAUAUUCUAUAAUUGAAUAUUUCAUGCAAGCAUUUAAGAAAAAUGUUGCGACUGCUUUACGAAUGGAGGGUGCACUGGACGAAAUACUCGAACUAGUUGCGGCAGGUAGCGCGGCUGAAGGUACUUUUAAUAGCAAAAGUGAUGUUGACGUUAUGCUUGUUUGGAAAUGUUUACACUGUUUUGAGCUUAGCUGCAUUGAUACAUACAAACGGCAAAGGAAAGGUAUAUUUACUGCAGACAGAGUAAAUGCUUCUCCUGGAUAUUCGCUUUUGUUAGGGUAUAACUCGUCGUUUCCCAAUGUUACUGACAAUAAGAUCAGAAAUGUGAAUUUGCAAACAUGUGGUGAAUUCCAAAAACCAGUUUCAAAUAAAUUAUUCAGAAAAAUGUUGAAAAGAUAUAUGAAGAAAUUUCUUCGUAAACUCUUUAGAGAUACGUUUUUGGAAAAGCCGGUACAACAAUUGCUAAAAUCUGGACCAGCAAUUAACAUUGAAGAUCCCUUGCGGGAACUUUCUCGGUUUAUGUCAAUUGAUGUAGUUUUUGCAAUACCAUACGAAGACAGAACUCUUCUAAAGUCUUGGGUGGAACGAAAAAGGCCUAACGGAUGGCCCUCGCAAGAACUGAUUUCAAAAAUUUCAAAAAUGCCUGGUCAUUUGGUGCCUGUCGGACGGAAGGGCAGUCAGCUUGAGGAAUACGAAUGGAGAAUUUGCUACACAUUUGCGGAGAGACAAUUAAUGCGUUCUCCGAAUGAAGUGCAGCUGAUGUUGUAUCAGAGUAUCAAAGUUCAGUGCAAAAAUAACGUCAAAUGUGUGUCAUCUUAUAUAAUAAAAAACUUGAUUCUAUGGCUAGCAGAAGCAUUGCCACAACAUUUCUUUCAAGAAAAGAAUUAUUUCGCUCUUGAAUAUGCCACAAUGGCGACCUUAGUAUGGUGUGUAAAGAACGACACACUUCCAAGCUACAUGAUUCCAGAAAGAAACUUAAUUGCGGAUAAACUUACAGAAAAUGAAAAACAAACUAUUUUAAAGCAGUUAAAUGAAUAUUUAUCAGAAUGUUAUUAUGGUCCAUUUUUUGCGUCUUUGAUGAAAACUGAAAGCACUAUAUUGACCAAUGAACUUCUGAAAUUUUGUCAAAAUUUGAGAGAAAGUGAAAGGGUAAACUUUUCAGAACAGUACCAGAGGAAGACAAAUGAAACUCGUUUAAAUUGAAUAAUUCUGUUUUAAGAUUUAGCCGUAUUUUAAAAAGCCCAGCCUUCAUGCUUCUCAUCUAUUCGUUUAGGCUAUGCCACACGACUGGGUCACGUGAGCACCGUGAGCAACUUCCAUAUAUUGUUGUUCAAUUUCUUGCUGAUUGUAUAAAAGUAUACACAAAGAAAUUUGCAAGGAAUAAGUUACAAAGGAUAUAUGAUCACAUUACUUCACGGUUGUAUGGUUGUAUGAACAAUAUCACAAUGUGGAUUAGGAGGAAAGUGCCAGUAACUGUAAACGAAGUAAGUUUGGCGGUAGUUUUAUUUUGGCUACAUAUUACAACGAUCUGAGAUUUAUACAGACAUACAGGGGUAUUUUUCAGGUCAAUUAUUCUAGCUGUGAUGUAACGUAUGUUACAAGAAAAUAAACAUAGAAUUGCAGACAUACUUGUUGAUCAAGAAAAUAUGACCGACCGACCACAUAUCUUGCAUCACCAUGCACGUUUAAAUCUUAUCCAAACUUGUUUACUUUCCUACUGACAUCUAGUGUCUCCAUUUCGGGACAUUUCAUCAUUUUCUAAAUGUGUGAAUCUCUAUAGCUGCUACACAUUUGUUCCGAAACAUUGAAAUGUCGGUUUAAGAUAAGUGUCAUCAUUUUAUUUUGUCUGUGUUUCUGCACAUUUUAUCAUUAUUUUUCUGAGAACUUUCCUUUUUCAAAAAGGAUAUGCUUUGUUGGCACUGCAUUGUUAAAUUGUUUACUUCUGGGGUUAAGUAAAAUUUAUAUGGUUGUACUACAAAGAUGUUUAAUAUAUCAAGUUAUGGAAUACAGGAUCAGUCAUAGAUAGAUCUAUGUUUUAUAUCUAACAUAUUUUGCCCUUUAUUAUAUCAAUAGCUGUUUGGAGUAUAUUCAAGCCCAUAUUACUUUGUCGUUCGAUGUCUGAAAACUUUGGAAAUGCGGAUUCGUCUUUUUUAUCAAUUUGUACUAUAGGGGUCACUAAACUUACUUAGUAAUUAUAAGUCUAUAGUUUAACCUUUGACUUUGUGAUAUUAUGUAGAUGAAUGCAUUUAUUAUCUUGAAGGUUGAGUAAUAAUCAUGAACAUAGAAACUUUUGAAUACAGUGAGGUACGUUUGUGUAUUGUGUUGAUUUCAACUUAGUCUAUAUUUUCUGCAGUAUUUCACAUUCAUUGGUAUCAUGAGUGUUAUAGAUUCUCUUGUUUAAUUUUCCAUUAAGCUGAAUCAAGGGUAGAGCCUCAUUUGUGAGUCAAGUUUUCCCAGAGUUCUACGAUACUCAUAACCUCCACAACCCCUAAGUUGUAAAAGUAUUGACGGUUUUGUUCGAGGGCGAGAAAGUAAAUCCUACGCCAAAAUUAUGAAUACAAAUGUUAACAAUUACCUUUGUCAUCGUUUUUUUGUGUGUGUGUUUUUGUUUUGUUUUUUUGAAUGGCGUCUGUUUUUUUAGGGAAGUAAAUGGGUAAUAAAACAGCUGUGUCUUAUCACUGGCGCCAGACCAGAAAGAAAAUGCAUCUGUACAUGUUAUACCCUACCCCUAGGUAUUCUAUAAGAACCAUGGUCAUGAACGGGAAAAUAUACUAACCCGUUUCAAUUGUAAAUUUCUCAACUUAAACGCGCAGUUCGGUGAAUGGGUACCUAGUAUAUUGAACAAGCGAUAAUUUAUCUUCCAUCUUGCACCAGUCACAUUGUCUCAAUAUUCCAUAUUGCUGAGAUUAUCAACAUAUUUUAUGCUUUCGUCAACGCUACAGAAAAAAACUUGCUUGACCUUCCCUAAUGAACAUCCGGUCUAGAGGUCACGGGAGUGUGCACAUGUUUGGCGAAAUGUAAACAAACAAAAACAGAAUUUAAAAAAAUCACAUUUUUACAAUAAUAAACCCGAAAUGAUGAAUGAAAUUCAUCUUGUACAUGAUCUUCAAUUUGAAAUCGUACAUUGGUCUGCAUCUGUUCUGUUUAUUUUAUUCAUUUUGCACAAUUAUGCUGCAUUUUCACAUUUUAGCGAACACGUGUAGUAAAAUGACGAUUGACAUACAUUUUCACAUUAGCCAAUCAGAAUGGUUUUGAAAUCUAGAACGGAACUUCACCAGGGAAGUUCAAGCAAGUUUUUUGUGUAACGUUGAAAUAACUAUAAACUACGCAUUGUUUUUCUAAGAUAAAAUGUAUUGAAGAAAUGUGACCGGUACAAUGGAAGAUAAAUUACCACUUGUUUGAUAUCAAUAAUACACAUCUACCGAACUGCGUGAUUUAGGUAUGAAAUGCGCGAUUGAAACGGGUUAGUAUAUUUUCCCCUUCAUGACCAUGGUUCUUAUAGAAUACCUAGGGGUAGGGUAUAACAUGUACAGAGGCAUUUUCUUUCUGGUCUUGCGUCAGUGUGUCUAAUAUCCUGUCUGUACCAUAUUGCAGUAAAUAUGAGCGUAAGAUAACUAUAAACAUUUAAAAUUGUUUGUUUAAAUUACAUACUACAGUAAAUGUUUACUAGCAUACUAGAAAGUCCGUCACACCUUUUUCAUUAAAUGUUCAAGUCGUACAAGUAGUUAUAUUUAGUUUCGUAUAAUUAGCAGUGUUAUGAUAAUUUCACCUAACUACCAGCAAUGUGAAUGAUGUCUUGACCACUUCAGUUUGCUUUGAUAGUUUGCAGGAAAAAAAACGAUGAUAAAAUACCAGUGCACAGUGAAUAAAGUAAAGUUAAACAUUUCAUUAACGUCUCGUCACAUGUACAGCAUGUGAAAAAUCAUCAUAAAACAGAUAAAAGUACAACUGCCUUUCUUAACAAAAAUAUAAUAGAGGGGUAAGAUUAACUGUCUGACUUCAGAAAUUAAUAUUUAUAUGAACUGUUUCACUAUGGCAACAAUUAUUUCACAUUAGAACUGCCAAAAUGGUAUGAAGAAAAGCUUUGUAACCUACAUUAAGACUUAUAAAAGUUCAUACAAAUAAACGAACAUAGUCUUAUAAUAUUUGGAUUAAAAGGGUCAUAAUGCCUGAAGACAUAAUUUUUUUAACAUAAACUAUACUACCUUCUUGUUAAAUCUUACUUUUCAUUACUAUUUUUACAUAUAUAUCAAAGGUUUGUCCGUCUAUUACUGCAUCUAUUAUUUCCGAUUAUUCCCCAUUAUGAUGCCGACUGUUCAAGUUUAUAUGAGAUAUCAAACUAUGUGAUUAUGCAUAUUCUCCCUUUAUAAAGCUGCUCCGUAUAUAUUUUUGAAAUAAUAUUAAAAGCAUUGUGGAAAUUCAAAUAAUUUUCAGUUAAUACAUUUAUAAAACAUUGUAUACAGUGUUCUAGUUUCGUACAAAUGAACAAUUUGUGAAAGAAUAUAAGGAGGACAGUAUCUGUUGCAUUAACAUAUCGUAUGUUAUACUAAUAAAUUAGGUUUUCCCUUCAUGUUAUUCCAUUAGACUUGGACAUGUUAAAUAUUUUUGUUUUGGUUGUUAUGAUCUUGAACGCCAAACAUAUUCAGCACCAGUAAAUCAUAUUUUUGGAAACCGUCAAUUAAAGUUCCAGCCAAGUUAAUUAAAUACGUAGACAGUAUUACUAUCCAUGUUAGUUACCAGUUUUUGCAUAAAGUUUCUCCCUCCAGCCUUGUCAAAAUGUUUUCAACAGCCGAAAUAUCUUCUACAAUUCAGGUGCGUAGCUGCCUGUACGCAGAUACGCAGCUGCGUUGUAAAAAUCUGGCAAGCAGACACAAUUUAACUAGCUAAUUUAUUUGGUUGCGACAAGAAGUCUAUAUUAUAGCCCGAGUUUGAUAUGAACAUGUAGCGAACAAGUUCCUUAUCUAGGCAUUAUGUGUAUAGCAAACUGAUUUAUAUAAUUAGUUGAUUUAACGUGCAUUGAAAUUCACCAAUUAUAACACUUUAGGUACAGUUUUGCAAUUGAGUUCAUUACCCUACUAUGUGAUUGCUUACUUUGUAAUAAUCAUGACCAUGAAUAUUACAAUCAUGCGCCGUCUAUGACUACGGUUUAACGAGGCAAAUUUCUAUAAUAAAAUAAUAGUGAAAUGUCAAAAAUUGAUCAAAUGUUGGUUGGGAAAAAGGCAAGCCUAAAAGCUUUUGAAUAGGACUUUUGUAUAACACUGCAGACGUAAUUUGUCACACAUAAUAAUUAUUACGUUAUUUUCAGAUAACAUAAAUAUAUCUUGUAAUUGUACAUAAAUGUAUGAAAUUAACAAUUAUUCCAUGGUCACAACAUUGUAGAAAUUAAAAUGUAAUAGAAACUCAAAUAAUUAAACCCAGUUAAACACUAUUACGUAUUGAGCAGAUCUGACACCGGUACAAAUCAUACGAGUUUGCAGUAUCUGACAACCAAUUCACAGUGAGAUAGAUAUGUUCUUUCUUUAUAAUUUGUGAUUACAAAAUUUUCGAUGGCCUGAUAGGUAUCUAAAUUAUAUGUAUUGUAUUUCAGAACAUCUUAAACAACAUUCUAAAUAAAAUAUCAAAUCAAAAGUUCAGUGUCAUACUUGUUUUUAGAUGCCGUUGAAACAUAUCAACAAUCACGCUACGUUUUUAAUAUUUUUUAUGAUUUAGUAUCGUUGAGUACAAUGUCUACCCUACGCUAAUGUUAAAGCCUGAAGUUUUCGUACUUAAGCACUUCGCUAUUGUGAUCUCGCGCUUCGCCAUCAUGAUUUCGCAUCUUACGCUUUUCCAUCAUGAGAUCUCAGAGCGAACACACGAUGGCGAAGCGCAAAGUUGCUAAUUUUCGCGAUCUCGCUCUUCGCCAUCGCUAUCUCGCGCUUCGCAUAUCGCGAGAGAAGUGAUGCAUGAAGGGCAAGCGCGAGAUCACGAUGGCAAAACGACGAAAUGAUUAUAAAGGUAGAAACAUUUUGUAAAAUACUGUUUUGGAAAAAAAGAUAAGGGAAAUACCUAUAACGAAGCUGACGUUAUGUCGACGUCGCUGACCUUUGUCGGAAUUCUUUCCUUAUGUAUGGUAUCAGUUUCAGAUUUGGUACAUUUGUGUCAGUAUUAUCAAACUUAGCAUCACUUUGUUGAUUAGUUUAGUAUUCAGUUUGGAGUUAUGGCAAAAUCCUUGUAUCAACUAUCGUAUAUAUAAUCGAAUCAUAAUGAUAUUUUGAAACUGUGUCACUACUGAGGUUUUGUUCUGAAAUAAUACUUGCAUAUAAAAUUGUUACAUACAUAUUGUAUAUAUAACAUGGAUCGCUAAACCACAGAUUGUACGUGCAACUUUACGCACAUACCUAAUAAAA
This is a messenger RNA of Mercenaria mercenaria, 6938 nucleotides long. RefSeq lists its product as uncharacterized. The record is from RefSeq and is a predicted model, not a curated record. Lineage: Eukaryota; Metazoa; Mollusca; Bivalvia; Venerida; Veneridae. The transcript has 2 exons. Bases 577 to 1755 code for a protein of 392 amino acids.